UUACAUUUUGUUCACGAGUAGCUCUUGUUCGGCUGUUCUACACCCCACGUCCUCUCGGGAUUCAGCCCAGCACAGUCCACCUCCAUUGUCCAUAGCCUGCCAUACCUUCGGCUUCACCCAACAGUGAUUUCCUUACACCCUAAUUCGCGAUCAUUCUCAGUUCGCCGUGCUCCAUAACCCUGAUUUGGAAAUCCGUCCCAUCUUUGAUUUCUCUCCGUUCCGAUUCUUCUCACAAUCCAUGGAAUCUGCGCUGGAAAUCAUCGAGAUAAGCUCCAAUGAGAAUGAAGAUAUCAGGUUAAAGAUUCCGGAGGAAUCCACUGUACAUCACUGCGGGGAAAGAAGGGGAAAAGACGGUGGUUGUAAUGACCUGAUGAUGCCCGAAGCUUCACUUGAUGUGUCGGAUGACGAGGACUGCGUGAUUCUCGAUGGGGCUCCUAAAAGUGUGGCAGCAGAUUCAGAGUUUGUGGAGCUCGGGGGUGAGAUGUUGGAUGAGAUGCUUAUUGUUGGUGAGAAGGGCCAGUUUGCCUGCAGGGAUUAUCCACAUCCUCGGUAUGCCUGCGCUACAUUCUUGUUCACCAUGACUCCACACGAAAAGCAUUGUGAUAUGUGCCACUGCUAUGUUUGUGACUGCCCGGCACCUUGCACCUACUGGGCAAGCCAUUGCAGUUCAACUCACAAAGAACAUUCUUGGAGAAUCGAACGGCUGUUAUUCAGGAAAAGAAAGAGAGAACAACAGAAUGUUCUAAGGCUUAUUCGACAACAGGAUGAACAAAUGGACCGUUUGGAGAAAAAGAUGGAAGAAAUGAUGGCCGCCAUAACGAGGCUACAGAGCCAGCCCCAAUCACCCAAAGUGUUGCCCCCAAAGGUUCGCCAGCCGGAAGCAGUCCAAAUUGCUGACAGUAAGAAGGAAUUCACUUUUGUUAAUAGAGAUGAUCGGCUGAAGAAAGAUUCAGUUCAAGCUUCAGAAAAUGACAUCAAGCAAAUUGUUGAACAACAGGUGAGAGAAGCCAUGUCUCAGUCAAAAGGAGGGGCAUCAAUUUUGAAGGGUAGACCUUACCCGGAAGAAUUUGAUGCCGUCCAAUACCCCAAGGGUUUCGUACUACCAUCGUUCAAGACAUUUGAUGGAACGGGAAACCCCCGACAGCAUGUUGCACAUUUUCGAGCAAGUUGCUGCAACGCGGGCGGUAGUGAUGCAUUGUUGUGUCGUCAAUUUGUGAUCAGUCUUUUGGGUGUUGCUUUUGACUGGUACGCAGAAUUACCCAAUAACUCAGUGAAAACAUUUGCAGAAUUGGAAAAUCUAUUUGUUAAGCGGUUCGCUGGACCUCAACACCAUAUCACCGUCGUUGAUCUUGUUGCGGAACGACAGAAGCCAACCGAAACUUUGGUGGAAUACAUCCUACGUUGGAGAAACUUGAGCAUGAAAUGUGUGCCGCAGCUUCAGGAGCAGGACGCAAUCAAAAUUCUUCUAAAAAGUAUUCAUGGACCGGUAGCCUUUCUACUCAAAGGGUUCACGAUUAAGACUUUUGAAAAGCUACUUAAGAAAGCCGGGAGUCUUCAAAACGAGGCUAUACAAUUUGAUUUUUUUGAGGAAGCCGAAAAGCUAAAACCAGUGAAAGCAUUUGAAAAGAAAUCUGAAAUAGUGGCAGCAGUUGGCAGAGGCAGGCAACCAAUGCAGAUACAGGCAGAAUAGUCACGACAGUACUACCCGCCUCCCCAACAGCACGAGCAAUAGACCUUUCAGCAAAAACCGUACAAAACAAACGGAAGGCCACCUUUGACACUAGCCAAACGUAUGAACAAAGUGUACCCAUUCAAGAACGAGACACUGGGGAAAAUGUUCCGCAAUUUGAUGAAGAAGUCCAAAGUCAAAUUGCAAUUUUGGUGAUAUAUUUCUCUACAUUUUUCAUGAAAGUGAUUGUAUGCUGAUUAUUUUGCAGGUCUUUUAUCCACAUUUGUUUCCUACCUUGUACGGGGAAGAAUGUCUUUAUAGUGUAUGGAUUCAGUGAUUGAUCUGCAAAAUUUAAUUGCAAAAUCAUAAAUGAUUUUCAGGACUUCACCCAGUAGACUAUUCAAA
Messenger RNA from Phalaenopsis equestris, 2074 nucleotides. RefSeq lists its product as uncharacterized. The record is from RefSeq and is a predicted model, not a curated record. Lineage: Eukaryota; Viridiplantae; Streptophyta; Magnoliopsida; Asparagales; Orchidaceae. Bases 239 to 1690 code for a protein of 483 amino acids. The transcript is spliced from 3 exons.